AUCCGGCUUCAUCCAACUCGGAAGUUUGCUCGGCGGGUAGGAAGGCAUCGCGCUGACCCGCCAUGUUUCUGGUUCUGGUGGUCACAGAAGAGUUGAGGGAGUUCCUGGCCAGAGCAAGAAGUGGAUUUGGCCGCCUCAUCCAGGUGUUGAUCAAAGACGAGCAGCUGGUGCUGGGUGCAUACAGAGAGCCACGUCAGAGUUGGGAUAAAGACUAUGACCAUUUCCUACUUCCCCUGCUGUGCCCUCACGAGCCCUGUUACAUUUUAUAUCGUCUGGACUCUAAAAACGCCCAAGGCUAUGAAUGGCUCUUUAUCUCCUGGUCACCUGACCAGUCUCCAGUCAGACAAAAGAUGCUGUAUGCAGCCACCCGAGCAACAGUGAAGAAAGAGUUCGGUGGUGGCCACGUCAAAGAUGAGAUGUUCGGGACAGUCGAGGAAGAUGUUUGCUUUCAGGGUUACCUGCGUCACAUUACGUCGUGUUCAGCACCAGCCCCUCUGACAGCCGCUGAACAGGAGCUACAGCGAAUCAAAAUCACAGAGGUGAAAACUGAGAUCAGCGUGGACCCUAAACAUCAAACUCUACAGGGUCUUGCUUUUCCCUUAAAGGCCGAGGCUAAACGUGCCCUACAACAGCUCGCAGAGAGACGGAUCAACUACAUCCAACUGAAGUUGGACACAGAGAAGGAAACCAUUGAUUUGGUUCACACCAGCCCGACAGACAUCCGCGAUCUACCACGCCGGAUCCCAACGGAUACACCCAGAUAUCACUUCUUCCUCUACAAACAUUCACAUGAGGGGGAAUACGUGGAGUCUGUCGUGUUCAUAUACUCCAUGCCAGGAUACAGCUGCAGUAUCAAGGAAAGGAUGCUGUAUUCUAGCUGCAAAAGUCGACUGCUAGAGGAAGUUGAGAGGGAUUUUCACCUAGAGGUGGCUAAAAAGCUGGAGAUAGAUAGCGGAGAUGAACUGACAGACCAGUACCUGUAUGAUGAGGUCCACCCUAAGCAGCAGACUCUCAAGCAAGCCUUCGCCAAACCGCGCGGGCCUGCUGGGAAAAGAGGAAACAAACGUCUCAUUAAGGGAAGUGGAGACAGCUAGGAACGAGAUAAAGAAAGAAAUGAACUGCUCUUCCCACUGGGAGAUGAUAGUUUAAAUUUGUUUUUACUUUCUGUGGCUUGUAUCUCAUUGGAUAUUUAUUAAUUUGGUGUGCUAACCUGUAUAUCUUUGAGAAAGAGGAAUACUCAGGAAUUCAUUGUCUAUGUAAAUUUUCUUAGCAUAUUCUUAGCAUUUCUUCUAAAUGUCUACACUCAAUUAAAUUUUGAUAAGAAUUAACACUGUUUUUAAUGUGAUAGUAUAGAGCUUAUAAUAUAAACAUGUUUGUGGUUUGUAUUAAUAAUUUAGAAAAAAAUAUACGCUGGUUUACUCUGAGAAACAUGUAACCAUUAAAUAGUCCAAGAACAAGUGCAUAUAGAGCCAGAUCGGACAUGUAAACAAAAUGUGGUUACUUGACUACUGUAUGUCAGCUUUUCAGCUGGUAACAAAUGCUGAACGAUACAGAUUGACUUUUAGACAAGUAAAUCUGAUUCAGUGUAAUGAAUGUGAAUAAUAUAUUUUUUGUCUCCUACAUUGAUUUGAUAUUUUUUUGUCAUAUAUCAUAAACAUAUAUCAUCACAAAAUUUUGUGUAAAAGCAACUUCUAGUAGGCAGAUAAUUCCAAAUAAAACCUUUAUGUCCAACACUUUUUCAGUCUUAUUGAAUGAUACUGAAUGUUAUUAAUCUAACAACUGUUUGUGAUUUUUUUCAAAAAUAUAUUCCUGUUGUUUUUUAUAAGUAGGACUAUAUGGCAUAAAACAGUGUUGAUAAUCAGACCACAAACAGACCCUUUUCUGCAACACUUAUAAGCAUAAUGUUACAUAAAUAAAUACAAUUUGUGUGA
Paramisgurnus dabryanus is the source of this 1931-nucleotide messenger RNA. It is a transcript of the gene twf2, whose product is annotated as twinfilin-2. The record is from RefSeq and is a predicted model, not a curated record. Gene Ontology annotation, cellular component: actin filament; cytoplasm; myofibril. NCBI's taxonomy places the organism in Eukaryota, Metazoa, Chordata, Actinopteri, Cypriniformes, Cobitidae. Gene Ontology annotation, biological process: positive regulation of neuron projection development; regulation of lamellipodium assembly; actin filament depolymerization. Gene Ontology annotation, molecular function: actin filament binding; actin monomer binding.